Molecule: messenger RNA, 1202 nt
Organism: Gorilla gorilla gorilla (western lowland gorilla)
Lineage: Eukaryota; Metazoa; Chordata; Mammalia; Primates; Hominidae
Product: putative coiled-coil domain-containing protein 196
Exons: 10
Coding region: 228-1121 (297 amino acids)
Source: RefSeq, a predicted model, not a curated record
AUCAGAUGUAGUUAGUAUUUCCAGUCAACUGCCAUUGAUGUUGAAAUUACUUUAAAGACUUGUUGAUUAUGUGGUAUUAGGGCCAUUGUGACCUCGCUGUAGCUAAGAUCAGUCCACUGCAGCAGGAGUUUCAAGAACAGCAGCACAAAAAUAAUGACUUAACUGGAUAGAAAAAAAGGCACAUAUUUUCAGGAAGGCCUCUUUAUUCUUAGAAGUUACCCUUCAAGAUGACAAGUGGUGCAAACUCUUCAGGAUGUUACCUGCCCUCAAAAAUAAGAAGUUCUAAAAUAGAUGACAACUACUUGAAGGAAUUGAAUGAGGACUUAAAGCUAAGGAAGCAGGAACUGCUAGAGAUGCUCAAACCUCUAGAAGAUAAAAACAACCUCUUAUUUCAAAAGUUAAUGUCUAACUUGGAGGAAAAACAAAGGAGUCUUCAGAUCAUGAGACAGAUCAUGGCAGGGAAGGGGUGUGAGGAAUCCUCGGUCAUGGAGCUCCUUAAGGAAGCAGAGAAGAUGAAACAGAACUUGGAAAGGAAAAACAAGAUGCUUCGGAAGGAAAUGGAGAUGCUAUGGAACAAGACAUUCGAGGCAGAAGAACUUAGUGAUCAACAAAAAGCACCACAGACAAAAAACAAGGCAGACUUGCAGGAUGGAAAGGCUCCCAAAUCCCCCUCAUCACCUAGGAAGACUGAGAGUGAACCGGAGAAAUCAUUUGCAGAGAAAGUGAAGGAGAUAAGGAAGGAAAAGCAACAGAGGAAAAUGGAAUGGGUCAAGUAUCAGGAACAAAACAACAUCCUUCAGAAUGAUUUUCAUGGCAAAGUGAUUGAGCUGAGAAUUGAAGCCUUGAAGAACUACCAGAAGGCCAAUGAUCUGAAAUUAUCACUGUAUUUGCUUCAGAAUUUUGAGCCAAUGCAAGCAUUUUUAAAUCUUCCUGGGUCCCAAGGUACUAUGGGCAUUACAACUAUGGACAGAGUGACUACUGGCAGAAAUGAACACCAUGUGAGAAUUCUGGGAGCAAAGAUCUACACAGAACAACAAGGAACUAAAGGAAGUCAGCUUGAUGAUACAGGAGGGAGGCUCUUUUUUCUGAGGUCAUUGCCAGAUGAAGCACUGAAGAAUUAGCAGGCUUUCGCUCCAUUUGCUUUGGACAGAUUUAAAGACUAGGCACAGCCAUUUGUGUUAAUUAAAAUCUCUCACACCUUU